AUGGCAAAUCCUCGUAAAAAAGGCAAGUUCUUGUUCUUAUCUGUGUUGAGUUUUACUCUGUUUGUUUCAGAUUUGUUGAUUACUUCCCAGCGUUUGUCUUGCCCUGUUGUUGUUCUUGCAUCAAAUUUAGACCCAUCUUCGAAUUCAAACUCAGAAGCUGCUAACGACCACAUAAACGAUAAUCCCUCCGAGGAAAAAACCGAUCUUGUCAGCAAACACGAUGUUGUUUUCUCGAAAGAAGUUGAAAAACUGCAAGAAUUAGUUCAAAACCUCACCCAACUGGUUGCUAGGUUAGAAUCCCAUUUCAACGAGUGCCCCUUGAAGGUAGAUAACUUACCUUUAGCCUCAUCGUCUCAUAGGCAAGCUAGAAACAUCGAUAAAACGAAACAAGAAACCGAAAUUUCCACGAAAGAUGAAAUCUUGCAGGGAAAUGGACUGAAAAGGGGAGGAGGAGGAGCUAAAGAUGCCCGGAAAACCGUUUUCAAAUACAACACGUUCUGGUCCGAGAAAUUCCAGUUCGUGUCGGCCGUGAAAUUACAGUUCAGCCCCACCAUCCUCAACGUGCUGCCGUUCAAGGAUCAAGAUGGCGUGAGCAAAUAUUUCUCGGUCGGGGACUACAACGGCAAAUUGAUGAUCUUUUCGAAAAACGGGGACGUGUCCUUGGAGCUCGACACGUUUUCCGACCCGUCCGAGUACUCCCCUGUGACAGCUGUCGUGUCCGUGCUGUCCGUUUUCAAGAACGAGACCUUAAUCGCCACCGGACACGAGAAUGGCAUUAUCGUAAUUCACCGCGUGUGGGAAGCCUCGGGUGGAAGUGACGACUGGAAACACUCCCUCCGCGUGGAGAGGGUCGGGAGAUUCGAGACUCCCGGUGGGGCCCGCAUCAAUUUAUUAGAAGCCCAUCAAAUGGGCCGAAAGAGGUACAUCAUUGCCUCGGACGAUGCGGGAAAGCUUCGGGUUUUGGGAGAAGACGGGUCUUUGUACGGGUCGAUAAGCCCUGGCAGGCGACCCGUUUCAUUCUUGAAGCAAAGGCUUUUGUUCCUAACCGAAACAGGUGCCGGUUCACUCGAUUUGCGUAACAUGAGACUGAAAGAAACCGAAUGUGAAGGGCUGAACAAUUCCUUCGUGAGGAAUUACGUUUUCGACGUGGUUGACCGGACUAAAGCGUACGGUCUCACCUCCGAUGGCGAUUUGGUCCAUACGCUAUUAUUAGGUGAUGCCAUGAAUUUCAAGUGUCGGGUCCGAUCCAAGAGGAGGCUCGACUUGGACCACCACCGGCCGGUGGCUCUGCAGGCCAUUCGAGGCUACUUGUUGCUCACGAACAAGGAUAAAGUUCACGUGUACAACGUGUCAACUCAGCACUACGUCCGGUCCGGUGGGCCCCGGCACGUUUUUUCAGUGGGCCUCGACGAGAUUUUAUCGUCCUUCCUUAAUCAGCAAGCGGUCGAAGAGGACGAGGAGGAGCAGCAAGUGGACCCUGGCCCGGGCCCGUUGGUCGCGGGCGAUUACGAGAAAAUAAUUGUCUUGAGCCUCGGCAAUGGAUAUGUGGCAAUGUACCGUUCGAAUCUUCCCGUUUUCAAGAACGAGUUCAAUAGCAUCUUGUGGACGAGCCCCGUUUUGUUCUUUAUCGUCUUCCUCUUCGUCGUGUGGCAUUUUUUCGCCAACAAGAAGGACGCGCUCACCUCGUGGGGCCCGGACGACCCUUUCGUCGUGUCGUCCUCAACCUCCGGUGGUGCGCUUGGGCCCACGUCUGGAUUGGGCCCGAGCUCGGGCCCAAACGAGAGAUCGGGCCCGUUUGGUGGUGCAGAGUCUUCGAGUCGUUCGUCGGAGAUCAUGGAUUUGAGGGCAGGAGGAAGCGGGCUGCGGGCCCCGACGAGGUAUGUCUCGUCGGGUGAUUACGCGACGAGUGGGAUUGGGGGGAGUCUUGGCGGGUCGUAUAGGGUCGGUGGAGGGGAUUUGGACCCGAGGCUCGGGCAAAUGGAUGCACGUUUUAGGAAUGUGGGUUCGGAGCUGAAGUACAGAACGGGACCUCAUGUCGAUGGAGGAGGUGUGGUGAUGAAGAGGAGAGAAGCGUUUUACGUAAAUAGUCAAGUAGUGGAUGAGAGGUAA
Messenger RNA from Striga hermonthica, 2109 nucleotides. The record is from the annotation of a GenBank genome assembly. Lineage: Eukaryota; Viridiplantae; Streptophyta; Magnoliopsida; Lamiales; Orobanchaceae.